Molecule: messenger RNA, 2455 nt
Organism: Esox lucius (northern pike)
Lineage: Eukaryota; Metazoa; Chordata; Actinopteri; Esociformes; Esocidae
Gene: stk16
Product: serine/threonine kinase 16
Exons: 7
Coding region: 231-1148 (305 amino acids)
Biological process (GO): protein phosphorylation
Cellular component (GO): Golgi apparatus; cytoplasm
Molecular function (GO): protein serine/threonine kinase activity; ATP binding
Source: RefSeq, a predicted model, not a curated record
UCUGCAUUCUAUCCUGCUUUUUUACCUAGUUUGUAUUGUCCAGCCGGUGUGUGCCACGUUACCAAACAAAACUGCCCACAUAUAGUUUAGUUAAUGGAUCAUUUUUUGCGCUUUGGUAUCAUUUUAAACACCAAAAUACAUUCCGUGAGCAGAUUAUUACCAAGAGUUCUGCAACAAAUGAUUGAGGAUGGCGAUGUCCGCCUGGUGUGGUGAGUGAUGUCCCAGAGAGGAUGGGUCAGACCAUGUGUAUCUGUUCCCGUGGCUCUAUCACCAUCGAAAACAAAAGAUACUUCUUCAUCCAGAAACUAGAUGAAGGAGGGUUCAGCUACGUGGACCUGGUGGAGGGGGUGCAGGAUGGGCGUUUCUACGCCCUAAAGCGGAUCCUCUGCCAUGACCGAGAGGGCCGGCGGGAGGCCCAGACGGAGGUGGACAUGCACCGUCUCUUCAGCCACCCUAACAUUCUGGGCCUGGCUGGGCACACCUUUGUCGAGCGUGGCGGCAAGAGCGAGGCCUGGAUACUGUUGCCGUACGUCGAGAAGGGUAGCCUCUGGUCUGUGCUAGAGAAGCUGAGGGACAAGGGCGGCUUCAUGUCGGAGAGACGCGUCCUUCGGAUCCUUCGGGGCAUUUGUUGUGGACUGAAGGCCAUGCACGACAAAGGCUACGCGCACAGGGACCUGAAGCCCACCAACGUGCUGCUCGAGGAGAACGACCGGCCUCUUCUGAUGGACCUGGGAUCCAUGAACCGUUCCAGGAUCGAGGUCAAGGGGACCAAGGAGGCCAUGACGCUGCAGGACUGGGCGGCUCAGAGGUGCACCAUAUCGUACCGCGCCCCGGAGCUCUUUAAUGUGGAGAGCCACUGCAUCGUCGACGAACGGACAGACAUCUGGUCUCUGGGCUGUGUACUGUACAGCAUGAUGUUCCUGGAGGGACCCUAUGACAUGGUGUUCCAGAAGGGAGACAGUGUGGCCCUCGCUGUCCAGAACCCGAUUACCAUCCCCCAGCCCUGCAGCUACUCAGAAAGCCUUCAGACUCUGCUGAGCUCCAUCAUGGUGUCCAACCCCCAGGAAAGACCGGAUGUCAACUGGAUACUGGACCAGAUCGAGGACAUCUUGUGCUCCAGCCCCGACACCCAGACCAACACGGUAUGAUGCUUUUGAUCAGAGGGGAACCCCCGGUCAGGCUGGUUCGUCUCUGAUACCUCUGGGUCUCUGCUUCCAAAAUCUGUGGACGAUCAACUUUGAUGCCCUCAACGAUUCUGACCUCAUUAUUUGUCUCUUUGUUGUUAGAUGUUCUUAGGAUCCUUCCGUAUUAACACACACAAACGAUACCGCUAUGCUGCAGUCGAAACCUCAUAAACACAUCAUUAGUCGUCACUGUCUUUUAUAUGCAGGUGUUACAAUAAGCUUGUACGCAGUGUCAAUCAACUCCACAUCUAGCUCUCCUUGUGGAUAUUGAUGGCACCGUCUUGUGUCUGCUAGUGAAUAGGAAGUCAUGGUAAUAUUAACAGACACUGCAGUGAAACGGUUCUUUGGACCAGGAAAAGGAACUUGUGAAUCUUUGGGACAAUGUGGGAAGUUCCACACAGAUGGUUGCCGUGGGAAAAGACUUGGCCUUAUGGACCAUUUUUGAUCUGCUUCAAAGGGAAUUUAAAAACAAGUUAAUUAUUACUUUUUAUUAUAUCACAAGUGAACUCCAUUACUUACUUUUUUCUUUCAUCAAGAAAUUAUAAAAAAUACGCAACAUACUGCUGUAUUUUCAGUCCUGACACAUUCAUUUAAGCCUGUAUGUAUUUUAUCAUUACCAAACAUGUUUCUAUUUUGAGUGUAAAUAUGAUGAUAUGGUAAUAUUGUUUUGGUUUCUCAGGUUUUUCUCAUUCAAUACUCGCCACAUUUGCUUAAUAGGAACUUUUAAUGGUUGCUUUUUCUUUUUAAAUAUAUGUGCAUCUAUUCAACAAGCAAUGAUUUUUCUGUGCAUUGUAAUUAAUUUGCCUAUUUAGCAAAUAUUAAUUUGGAAUUUAAAUGGAACAAUGGAAAAUGUAGAAUGUACUGUACUAACUAUAUGGUUAUGUUUUUGGUUAUGUUUUUAUGGUUAUGUUUUUGGAUAACAGUUGUUUUUGGACUGAAUUUCAGUUGCCAUAAUGUAAUAGGAAAUCACAUAGUACUUGAAAUGCAACAGAAUUUAUCUAGCAACACUUUAAUGCAUGGCUUAUGUCUCAUGAGAUCGGUGUUUUAAGGUCUUUGUUUGAAUUGAAAGUACAAUUUUGUAUUUUAUGCAAAGUAGGCCCUUAUGACACUAUAGUUUGAGAGCCUGACUGUUGUCCUGAAGGGACUGCUAGGGGCUUGAUCUCCCUUCACUCAGUAAGACCUUUCAAUCUGUGAACAUACAGUAUGCAAAACCUCUACUCACUAGACACAUGGAAAUAAAAUGGUACUGAUGCGUACCGGUCCGAUGCUAA